AUGCCAUUUUCACACCAUAGCCACUCAGGGCAGUUCUGCCCCGGACACGCCAAAGACUCCCUUGAGGAAGUUAUCCAAUUGGCAAUCGCAAAAAAAUUCAAAGUAUUUUGCCUGACGGAACAUAUGCCCCGCGGAGAAUUGGAUUACUACCCAGAAGAGAUUGAAUCUGGCCAAACGGGGUCAUGGAUGAUUGCGAACGAGGCGGACUAUUUCCACGAAGCAACUAGAUUACGGGAAAAGUAUGCCGGUCAGAUCCGGAUUCUCGUCGGGUUCGAGAUUGACUGGAUCCGACCCGAGUCGCGAGCCCUAGUUGAGACGUCGAUGAAGGCGUUCCCGUUCGAGUUCUUCAUGGGAUCGUUACAUCACACGCGCACCGUGCCGAUCGACUAUGACCGCGAGAUGUACGAAAAGGCGCGCGACUUGACCGGCGGCUCGGAUGAGCGGUUAUUCGAGGCUUACUUUGACGAGCAGCUGGAUAUGUUACAGCAGUUGAAGCCGCUAGUCGUUGGACAUUUCGAUCUCAUCCGGCUCAAGAGCGAUGAUCCUGAGCGGAGUUUCAAGCAAUGGCCCGGAGUUUGGCAGCGGAUCUUGCGCAAUUUGGACUACGUGGCUGGAUAUGGUGGUAUCCUGGAGCUGAAUUCUGCUGCGCUGCGGAAGGGCAUGAGUGAGCCUUAUCCCAAGGCGGAGAUAUGCAAGGAGUUUUUGACCCGCGGAGGCCGUUUCUGUUUGUCUGACGAUAGUCACGGGUUGGAUCAGGUUGGGCUGAAUUACCACCGGGUGCUUGAUUUCAUUGAGAAGACGGGCAUUGCAACACUGUACUAUCUCGAUCUCAGGGCCGAAGGCGAGACUCAGCCCGCGGUUGAUAGCCGAUUUCCUCAUACGCUCAUCAAAUCCGUGUCUGUUGACGAGAUGAAGAGCAUGAGCUUUUGGAAAGGAAGCUAG
Messenger RNA from Aspergillus puulaauensis, 942 nucleotides. It is a transcript of the gene HIS2, whose product is annotated as histidinol-phosphatase. Gene Ontology annotation, molecular function: histidinol-phosphatase activity. Gene Ontology annotation, cellular component: cytoplasm. The transcript is spliced from 3 exons. Bases 1 to 942 code for a protein of 313 amino acids. The record is from RefSeq and is a predicted model, not a curated record. Gene Ontology annotation, biological process: L-histidine biosynthetic process. Lineage: Eukaryota; Fungi; Ascomycota; Eurotiomycetes; Eurotiales; Aspergillaceae.